Molecule: messenger RNA, 385 nt
Organism: Drosophila novamexicana
Lineage: Eukaryota; Metazoa; Arthropoda; Insecta; Diptera; Drosophilidae
Gene: COX8
Exons: 2
Coding region: 70-276 (68 amino acids)
Biological process (GO): mitochondrial electron transport, cytochrome c to oxygen
Cellular component (GO): mitochondrion
Source: RefSeq, a predicted model, not a curated record
UUUUUGUCAUCUCAGGCGAGCACUUAUUACCAGCAUUGAUUUCUAAAAACGAAAAUUGUGCUUUUAAAAAUGUUCCAAAAUAGUGCUGCUAAACUUUUGGUGCCUGCGAUGCGUGGAGCUAUGCAAAGGCGAUGCCAAUCCGUCGUCUCCGGGCCACCAACGAAACACAUCUCCACAGCGGAGAAAGUGAUUCUUGGCGGUGGCAUGUGCGCUGCGUCCUUGUUCAUCCCGGCUUGGGUUCUCUACCACAUCCGCGACUACAAGGGUGGAAAGUAAGAGAGGCACAUCUGGAUAACUUUAAAACCAUAAAUACCAUGUUGCUUAUAAAUGUAGAUUCAAAGUUACCAUAAUAAAUUUAACUUAACUACACAAAGCGCUAAAUAAA